CCCUUCGGCUCUCCCUGCCCCGCUGAUGGCGGCGGGGCGCCGCUCACCGCCCGGGCCGUGCUGCCCGCCGCGGGUGGCGGUGCCCAGCGUGCACCAGAGCCUGCCCGAGAUGGACUUCGAGCGGGGGAUCUGGGCAGCGGCGCGGGACGGGGACGAGGCUCGGGUGCUGCAGCUGCUGGAACGGCGCGGGGAGCCCAGCCAGCCCGACCUGGCGGGGUACACCGCCCUGCACUACGCCAGCCGCAACGGGCACCUGGGGGUGUGCCGCCUGCUGCUGCAGCGCGGUGCCCACUGCAACGCCCGCACGCCCGGCGGGGCGACCGCCCUGCACCGCGCCUGCUACUGCGGGCACGUGGCCGUGGCGCGGCUCCUGCUGGCACACGGCGCCGACCCCGCCGCCGCCGACGGGGACGGCCGCACCAGCCUGCACAAGGCGGCGGAGCGCGGUCACCGGGAGCUCUGCGUCCUCCUGCUGCAGAACAGCCCUGCCUUGCUGGCUGCUCGUGACGCUAAAGGACGGCGGCCCCGCGACACGGCCGACCCCGCGGUGUGGGAUCUGCUGGAGGGAUGAAGGGACGCGGCGAGGACGGCGCGGGUGGAGGCAGAGGGAAAAGGAAAAACAACAGAGCUUGAA
This is a messenger RNA of Gallus gallus (chicken), 634 nucleotides long. RefSeq names its product ankyrin repeat domain 39 (gene ANKRD39). Lineage: Eukaryota; Metazoa; Chordata; Aves; Galliformes; Phasianidae. Bases 26 to 571 code for a protein of 181 amino acids. The transcript has 4 exons. Gene Ontology annotation, molecular function: protein binding. The record is from RefSeq and is a predicted model, not a curated record.